Fukomys damarensis (Damara mole-rat) is the source of this 2565-nucleotide messenger RNA. RefSeq names its product phosphodiesterase 6B (gene Pde6b). Bases 1 to 2565 code for a protein of 854 amino acids. The transcript has 22 exons. Gene Ontology annotation, molecular function: protein binding; 3',5'-cyclic-nucleotide phosphodiesterase activity. The record is from RefSeq and is a predicted model, not a curated record. Gene Ontology annotation, biological process: retina development in camera-type eye; signal transduction. NCBI's taxonomy places the organism in Eukaryota, Metazoa, Chordata, Mammalia, Rodentia, Bathyergidae. Gene Ontology annotation, cellular component: photoreceptor outer segment membrane.
AUGAUGAGCCUCAGGGAGGAGCAGGUACGUGACUUCCUGGAUAGGAACCCUGACUUCGCCCACCAGUACUUUGAGAAAAAGCUGAGCCCUGAAAAUGCGGCUGCAGCCUGCGGGGACGGGCGCCGGAUAGACUGUGGCAGCCUACGGGAGCUGUGUCAGGUGGAGGAGAGCAUGGUUCUGUUUGAGCUGGUACAGGACAUGCAGGAGAGUGUCAACAUGGAGCAUGUGGUCUUCAAGAUCCUGCAACGUCUCUGCACCCUCCUGCAUGCAGACUGCUGCAGCCUCUUCAUGUACCGCCAGCGCAAUGGUGUGGCUGAGCUCGCCACGCGGCUUUUCAGUGUGCAGCCGGGCAGGGUCCUAGAAGACUGCCUAGUGCCACCCGACUCUGAGAUCGUCUUCCCCCUGGACAUCGGAGUAGUUGGCCAUGUGGCCCAGACGAAGAAGAUGGUGAACGUACAGGACGUGACAGAGUGUCCCCACUUCAGCUCAUUCACAGAUGAGCUCACUGACUACGUGACAAGGAGCAUCCUGGCCAUGCCCAUCAUGAAUGGCAAAGACGUCACGGCUGUGAUCAUGGCAGUGAAUAAGCUCAACGGCCCAUGCUUCACAAGUGAAGACGAAGAUGUCUUCACAAAGUACCUGAAUUUUGCCACAUUAAACUUGAAGAUCCAUCACCUAAGCUACCUCCACAACUGUGAGACACGCCGAGGCCAGGUACUGCUCUGGUCAGCCAACAAGGUGUUUGAGGAGCUGACAGACAUUGAGAGGCAGUUCCAUAAGGCCUUCUACACUGUGCGGGCCUACCUGAACUGUGACCGGUACUCCGUGGGCCUCCUGGACAUGACCAAGGAGAAGGAAUUCUUCGAUGUGUGGCCUGUGAUGAUGGGAGAAGCCCAGUCAUACUCAGGCCCACGCACACCGGACGGCAGGGAAAUUGUCUUCUACAAAGUCAUUGACUACAUCCUCCAUGGCAAGGAGGACAUCAAGGUCAUCUCCACACCCCCGGCCAAUCACUGGGCCCUGGCCAGUGGCCUUCCAACCUACGUGGCAGAGAGUGGCUUUAUCUGUAACAUCAUGAAUGCCACUGCUGAUGAGAUGUUCAAGUUCCAGGAGGGGCCGCUGGAUGACUCUGGCUGGGUCAUCAAGAAUGCGCUGUCCAUGCCCAUCGUCAACAAGAAGGAGGAGAUAAUGGGGGUGGCCACCUUCUGCAAUAGGAAGGACGGGAAGCCCUUCGACGAGCAGGAUGAGGUCCUCAUGGAGUCCCUGACACAGUUCCUGGGCUGGUCAGUGCUGAACACAGACACCUACGACAAAAUGAACAAGCUAGAGAACCACAAGGACAUCGCACAGGACAUGGUUCUGUACCACGUGAGAUGUGACAAGGACGAGAUCCAGGACAUCCUGCCAACCAGGGAACACCUGGGGAAGGAGCCAGCCAACUGUGAGGAGGAGGAGCUGGGGAAAAUCCUGAAGGAGCAGCUGCCUGAGCCCACCAAGUUCGACAUCUAUGAGUUCCAUUUCUCCGACCUGGAGUGCACCGAGCUGGACCUGGUCAAAUGUGGCAUCCAGAUGUACUAUGAGCUGGGCGUGGUCCGCAAGUUCCAGAUUCCCCAGGAGGUCCUGGUGCGGUUCCUGUACUCCGUCAGCAAAGCCUACCGGAGAGUCACCUACCAUAACUGGAGGCACGGCUUCAACGUGGCUCAGACUAUGUUCACGCUGCUCAUGACAGGCAAGCUGAAAAGCUACUACACAGACUUGGAAGCCUUUGCCAUGGUUACAGCUGGCCUGUGCCAUGACAUCGACCACCGUGGCACCAACAACCUGUACCAGAUGAAGUCCCAGAACCCCCUCGCCAAGCUCCACGGCUCCUCGAUUUUAGAACGUCACCACCUGGAAUUUGGGAAGUUCCUGCUGGCUGAAGAGAGCCUGAACAUCUACCAGAACCUGAACCGGCGGCAGCACGAGCACGUGAUCCACCUCAUGGACAUCGCCAUCAUAGCCACGGACCUGGCCCUCUACUUUAAGAAGCGGACAAUGUUUCAGAAGAUUGUGGACGAGUCCAAGAACUAUGAAGACAAGAAGAGCUGGGUGGACUACCUGUCCCUGGAGACCACUAGGAAGGAGAUCGUCAUGGCCAUGAUGAUGACUGCCUGUGACCUGUCUGCCAUCACCAAGCCCUGGGAAGUACAGAGCAAGGUUGCACUUCUGGUGGCUGCUGAGUUCUGGGAACAAGGUGAUUUAGAGAGGACAGUCCUGGAUCAGCAGCCCAUUCCCAUGAUGGACCGGAACAAGGCGGCUGAGCUCCCCAAGCUGCAGGUCGGCUUCAUCGACUUCGUGUGCACGUUCGUGUACAAGGAAUUCUCCCGCUUCCAUGAGGAGAUCCUGCCCAUGUUUGACCGCCUGCAGAACAACAGGAAGGAGUGGAAAGCGCUGGCUGAUGAAUAUGAGGCAAAAGCAAAGGCUCUGGAGGAGGAGAAGCAAGAGGACAGAACAGCCAAGACAGUGGGCAUGGAAGUCUGCAAUGGUGGCCCAACACCCAAGUCUUCAACCUGCUGCAUCCUAUGA